CAGUCAAAGAAGAGAUUAGAUAGUUUGUUCCAAAUUAAGAUGAUGGAUAACGUUGGAGGCAGUUCCUCUAAUAUUGCUGAAAAUAGUGGCAUCAUCAGGGAACAGGACCGGUUGUUGCCAAUAGCCAAUGUUGGGAAGAUCAUGAAGCAGAUUCUACCUCCGAACGCAAAAAUCUCCAAGGAAUCGAAGGAAACAAUGCAAGAGUGCGUGUCGGAGUUCAUAAGCUUUGUAACCAGCGAGGCGUCGGAGAAGUGCAGGAAGGAAAGGAGGAAGACAGUGAACGGGGAUGACAUAUGCUGGGCCUUGGGGUCGCUUGGUUUUGACGACUAUGCAGAGCCAUUGAGAAGGUAUUUGCAAAGAUAUAGAGAACAAGAACUAGAUAGAGCAAAUAACCCCCCCAAAAGAGGAUAAGAGCCUCUUUAGUAUAAUUUCUCUCAUAGAUGAUAUGAUAUCUAUAAAUUAAUUAAUAUUUAGUUAAUGGAGAAUUAAUUUUAGUUUAAAAAAAAAAACUCAUUUCAUUAUUUUCUUCUCAUGUAAGAGGAUUCAUAGAAAAGCUUAUCCAAACACGUCUUAAAAUUUAACCAGAGGAACUAAGCAUAAGUCUGAGACAGGCUAGUUUAAGGUUUUGAGGAUGAUGAGAUAAUUAAUUCAUUUAACAUUUUUCUUGUCUGUUGUUACGUAUAUCUAUAUGUGUGUGUUGCAGCUGGUAUCUGCAUCCUUUUAUUGAUUGAUUUGUUAUGUAUUUGAGAUCAAUAUGAAUCCUGCCAUGUGUUUUAUUGCUUGGCCAUACAGUGAUACACAUGAUAUAUGUGAUAUAAAAUAUCACUAGCUAAAUCAAACGACAAAACAUUCCGUACAAUCCCAAGCCCCUCCUUUUUCGUUAUCAUUGACCACAAAUUCUAGCAUGCAUGUUCUAAUUCUGUAAGGAUUAUCCUUAUACAUAUUCAAGAUUAAUAUGAAAAGAUGUUUAUUAUCCUCUUCAAGCAAAGUUCACAACAAGACAUACAGAAAGCCUGAGGUUAGUACAUCACUGUCAUCGUGCACAUAUAUACCAUUUGAUCCGAAUCCGAUGUUUCGUAGAGGAGAAUCUAGGAAUUUGCUACCAUUUCUAAUAUAUCUAUUGUUGUAUUCCCAGAACGAUUUCCAUGAAUUCUUCAUCACUUAUUUAGAACCUGAGUUUUUUCAUCUAUGUUGGAAACCCUUAUGAA
Glycine soja is the source of this 1208-nucleotide messenger RNA. Its product is annotated as nuclear transcription factor Y subunit B-5-like. Bases 40 to 411 code for a protein of 123 amino acids. The record is from RefSeq and is a predicted model, not a curated record. NCBI's taxonomy places the organism in Eukaryota, Viridiplantae, Streptophyta, Magnoliopsida, Fabales, Fabaceae. Gene Ontology annotation, biological process: regulation of transcription by RNA polymerase II. Gene Ontology annotation, molecular function: protein heterodimerization activity; DNA-binding transcription activator activity, RNA polymerase II-specific; RNA polymerase II cis-regulatory region sequence-specific DNA binding. The transcript has a single exon. Gene Ontology annotation, cellular component: nucleus; CCAAT-binding factor complex.